CUGUUACAGUUCGUUGACGUUGAAGAUAUUGAAUCGUUUGGUGUAUGUGUGGAAGGGUAUCGACCCAAUGAUGAAACCGAAACUGUGCUUCGAAACUGGCACUCAACCACUAUAGAGAAACGAAUAACGUCGACAUUAUUGCAUUCACACAGCGGAUCUGUUUAUGAAUUACGCGGUUCCAUUGAUAGGGAUCUUGCAUUUCAACUUGGAUAUCCCGCCGAACUUAUUGCCAUGUUUGCUAAUGGUUUUCCAGAAAAUUGGAAAAGCACGCUAAAGGAGUUCUUCUAUGUUGUGUUAGUUUCCUUACCUGCUAUCUGA
Molecule: messenger RNA, 318 nt
Organism: Strongylus vulgaris
Lineage: Eukaryota; Metazoa; Nematoda; Chromadorea; Rhabditida; Strongylidae
Source: the annotation of a GenBank genome assembly